Messenger RNA from Syzygium oleosum, 1826 nucleotides. RefSeq lists its product as uncharacterized. Gene Ontology annotation, biological process: modification-dependent protein catabolic process; protein ubiquitination. NCBI's taxonomy places the organism in Eukaryota, Viridiplantae, Streptophyta, Magnoliopsida, Myrtales, Myrtaceae. Gene Ontology annotation, cellular component: nucleus; cytoplasm. Bases 321 to 1574 code for a protein of 417 amino acids. The transcript has 2 exons. Gene Ontology annotation, molecular function: ubiquitin protein ligase binding; protein tag activity. The record is from RefSeq and is a predicted model, not a curated record.
ACAUCCAACGAAGAAGCCCUGCACAAUCCUUCAUCGUUACUUUUUCCUGGAAGCAUCCUCGCUCUGCCUGCACUAUAUCUCGACCACCCAUCAACGUGUCUCUCCCAGUAGUGAAGGAGACUUGUCACCCUACUACAAGGGGAAGAACCAUAUCCAGCACAGUAGAAGAAUAAAGAAAGGCUUUUCCAUCGAGUCAACAUCCAUGAUCCAACCAAGAAGCUCGGCACAAUCCUUCAUCGUUGCUUGUACAGGAAGCACUCUCAUUCUGCCUGCACCAUCUUCCUGCUUGCAGCGGAUCAUUUGAUCUCGACCCAUCAAGCAUGUCUCCCAGAAUCCGACGCAUCUUCUUCUUUGACGAGAAUAGCCUGAAUUCCACCGCCACGUCUUGGGAAAGUCCGAGUCAAUCCAUGACGGUUAUUACCGACUAUAGUUUUCAGUUGUCCGAUGCUCAAGGUUCGUGUAAUGGCGUCUUUGAGGAUCACCCGGGUCGCAACUCUUUCAAAGAACGCGUGGCGAAGCUGCCGUCUUAUGCACGCGAGAAAUUGAAGGAGCUUCUGAUCAAGAAUGGUCAUGAAGAUGCCGUGGUUGCGCUCGAAGCUUUCCAUGCUGCUUCGCCUUCUCUACUGCCACCCUCCGUGCCUCCAAGUUCAGACGAUGAAGAGGUGAAUCUAUACUUGAAGAUCACCAAGACAGUGGCCCUGAAAGCAAGGAGAAAUUCGACCGUGGAGGAUAUCAAAGCAUUUAUUCAAGACAAGGAACAAAUCGAUGAACAUAGUCAGCAGGUUUUUUUUGGAGGCAAUCGUCUCCAAGAUGGAAAAAGACUGAUUGACUACGGAAUCCACGGUCACCCCACGCUCCAUGUCAUCCUUCAGGAUUCGGCUAGGAUGAGAGUAAAAGUCGAAAUAUUAUCCACUCAGAAAAGCUUGCUGGUCGAACCGAGGCAUCAGGAUACCAUCCAAGAUGUCAAAGUGAUGAUUCAAGACAAGGAAGGGAUUCCACCGCAUGAGUUCGAUCUGGUAUUCAGUGGAAAGGUGCUUGCAGUGGACAGGACCCUCGCCUCGCUUGACUUGCUGCAAGAGCCCACAUUUCAUUUAGUUUUCCAUCCCAAAGAUGAUGUGUCAGUUAUUAUUGACAUGUCCAAUUGCAGAGUCACAGUAGGCGCUAAAUUUUGGUACACUGUGCGUGAUGUCAAAGCCAUUGUCGGAGCAAUGAUGUCAGCACAGGUGAUGAGCUUGCACAUGAUCUAUCAGGGGAAGCAGCUUGAGGAUGACACAACCUUAGCUUGUUACAACAUUGCGGAUGGCUCUGUCUUGCAAUUGGUGUCUCCCUAUGCUCCAUUUCCGAUAUUUGUCAAGUGCAAGAAUGGUAAGACUGUUGCUCUUCAGGUUUGCAGUACUGACACAGUCAAAGAAGUGAAGAACAAGCUUCUUCAUAAGCUCCAGGUGAGUGUGCCGGCCAAAUUGCAUGCUAUUGCUUAUGUGGGAAAAAGGCUUGCAGACGACCGUGACCUGGCGAGCUAUGGCAUCCAGGAGAAUUCGACUCUCUUUGAGAUUAUCACGCCUCGUAGUAAAUGAAAUGCUUUGAGUUUGUAAGUAAUGAGCGAACAGCAUCAUAGUUCUGACUUGGCUUUUGAAUUAGAAGGAAUUUUGAACAGAAAGCUGGAAAUUAGUAUCUGACAUAUAUGCACCUGAUGCUAAUUUUCUUGGUUUGUCAUUAGUACAUCAGGCACAAUGAAGGUCCAGUGUAUUUCUCUGCUUCCUUUCAUUGAAUAUCUGGAAAUCGUAUAAUAUCAGCAGUGCAUUAUUUUGCGGGUUAUUCUGUUUGAU